Molecule: messenger RNA, 436 nt
Organism: Fomitopsis serialis
Lineage: Eukaryota; Fungi; Basidiomycota; Agaricomycetes; Polyporales; Fomitopsidaceae
Exons: 1
Coding region: 68-397 (109 amino acids)
Source: RefSeq, a predicted model, not a curated record
CCUUUCCCGCAGCCAUGCACGCGCGCUGCAGUAUUGCCAGGACAACCUCGACGAGGCGAAUACGCCCAUGACCACCCUCUGCGGCCACCUCUAUUGCGCCGAGUGCGCCACCUACCAGUUCGCGAACGGCGAUGUGUGUGCGAUAUGCGCACGGCCCGUACGAGCUCGACGCGCUCAUCAAGCUCUACCCCGACUACGAACGCGAGCCGGGCGGCCGCCAUCGCCACGCGCGCAGGGAUCGGGGCGGCGGAUGGACAAUGAGAGAGCGGCAAGUACGGCGGUGGACGCACUGCACGGGUGCUAUGAUGUCUUGGAGAGCGAGGAUGUGCUGGACUCGCCUGCAUUGCGGUCUGCCCUGGAGAGGUAUGCCCGUAUGUCUGUGGCGGUUCUCAAUUGACCUUGCUCAGGACGGAUGACCUCGUAGCCGCGUUGGAGG